GAUGUUACACAAAUAUAAAAUGCUUUAUUUGAAAGAGUUACGUCAACCAAUCGUCAUGAAUAAAAAUGCUUGCUGUAUUUGAACAACAGUAAAAAAAACAUUGCUUUUUGCGUUGACUUUGUUCACCAUGUGCAUUUUGUAUAUAGAAAUACAUUAUGCCCCUCCUCGCUUUCCCGGGAAGAUAAAGGAAAUAGAGCAGUAAAGAUCUUUAAAACUGGUCAAAGGUUAUUUUUAAUGGUUCGGUAAAUAAAAUAAAUAGGUUUCCGUUCCUGGUCAACAAAGAGGGCUUUUUUUUUGUGGAUAUAUUUCUGGUUGCUUCGGUUUCUCUUUUUUCCAUUUCUCUUUUUCUAUCAUAUACUUUUUUUAAAAUUUUGGAACGCCAUGGCACCCAAUUCGCUUGAUGUUACAGUUGAACCAUUCCUGGCCGUCAUGACAACAAAGACAGUUCCAGUUCAAGGCAUGACCUGCAUGUCUUGUGUCAAAGCCAUUACAAGAGCUCUUGAACCUUUGACAAGCAGCGUGGAAGUCAGUCUAAAGGAUGAAACGGCAACAUUUGUAUUUGACUCACAAAUAUACACACUAGAAAAUUUAAUCAACACGAUUGAAGAUUGUGGAUUUGAUGUUCCUACCAGUGUAAAGCUUGAAUUAUCCGUUCAAGGAAUGACUUGUCAAUCCUGUGUGAAAUCUAUAAAUAACGCCUGUCGUCAAUUAGACGGAUUAAAUACGAUUCAUGUCGAUUUAGAAUUAGCCAAGGCAACAAUCGAAUAUCAGCCUUUACUGAUAUCACCGAAACAAAUUUUUGAAACCAUUCAGGAAUGUGGAUUCGAUGUCACUCAUUAUUCCGAGAUUAUUCACCCCAUUACUUCAAAAGAGCAAGUAUCUAAAAAUACCGUACAGCUGAGAAUUGGUGGCAUGACCUGCGCCUCUUGUGUGAAUAGUAUCGAACAUGGAUUACUCGCAGUUAAAGGCAUUGACUCAGUUCAAGUUUCAUUAUUAGCAGAAUCAGCUGUCAUUGUUUAUGAUGCAACCAUGAUUUCUCCCGGACAAAUGAUCGAAGAGAUUAACGACAUGGGAUUUGAAGCUUCCUUGAUUGCAGAAGUAACCCUAGGCAGAAAACUUCAAUUACAAAUUUAUGGUAUGACAUGUGCAAGUUGUGUAAACGCAAUCGAAAAGGAAAUAAAGAAAUUAAAUGGUGUAAACUCCAUCUCUGUAAACCUGAUGACCGAGUCUGGAGUGAUCGAUCAUAACCCAAAUAUCGUGGGGGCUCGUGAGUUAGUACAACGGAUUGAAUCGCUUGGUUUUAAUGCAUUAGUCUCGGAUAAAUCACGCAGCGUUCAACUAGAAAGUUUAUCCAAAGUCCGAGAAAUUAGGCAAUGGCGGCGCUUGUUUAUCCAUAGCUCACUGUUUGCAUUUCCUGUAUUCGUUAUUGCAAUGAUAUUACCUGAAUUCAAAUGGGGUCAGCAUUUAUUAAAUACUCCAAUGAUCAUACCUGGGCUGUUUUUGUUUGAUGUCAUACAGUGCAUCCUGUCUGUGCCUGUACAAUUCAUUUUCGGCAAAAGGUUUUUGAAAUCUGCAUAUCAAUCUGUCAAACACCGAUCACCCACAAUGGACGUCUUGGUGGCCUUAUCCACAUUAUCCGCAUUUUUCUUCUCCUUGCUUUCCAUGGCCAGGUCUGUUUGGAUAGCUUCUGAUACAAGACCUUCGGUGUUUUUCGAUACUUCAGCAACAUUAAUUACCUUCAUCAUGUUAGGAAGAUAUCUUGAAAAUAUGGCCAAAGGACAAUCUUCUUCUGCACUUUCAAAGUUAAUGUCCUUAACCCCCUCUACGGCCACUAUGGUAACUUUGGAUAAAAGUAACAAGGUGGUAUCCGAGAAAAAAAUUCCAUCAGAACUUGUUCAAAUCAACGAUUAUUUAAAAGUCAUCCCCGGUGAUAAAAUCCCAACCGACGGUCAGGUAUUUUCGGGCCAGACCUCUAUUGACGAAAGUAUGAUUACAGGUGAAGUGGAUGCUGUAAAUAAGCGUAAAGAUGAUAUUGUCAUUGGUGGUACAGUUAAUGGAUUGGGCACUUUUAUUAUGCGUGCUACAAGAAUUGGUUCUGAUACUGCCCUAAGUCAGAUUGUAAGAUUGGUAGAGGAUGCUCAGGUCAACAAAGCGCCCAUUCAAGGAUUUACCGAUAAAGUCGCUGGCAUAUUUGUGCCCAUUGUUUUAAUUCUGGGAGCUUCUACCUUGAUCAUCUGGUCUUUACUCGUAACCUACUUCGGUGUCGAUCAAAUGCCUUCUCUUUUACAGCAUGAAAUAUCAAAGGAAGGAAACGGAGAUUGGUUCUUUGUCUGCCUUAAAUUGUGUAUUAGUGUGGUGAUUGUAGCUUGUCCUUGUGCCCUGGGUUUAGCUACUCCUACCGCUGUGAUGGUCGGUACUGGUUUAGCUGCCGAACACGGAGUAAUCUUUAAAGGCGGUGCUGUACUUGAAAAUGGACAGAAAGUAAACAAAGUUGUAUUUGACAAAACGGGUACUUUAACUACAGGAAAAGUACAGGUUGUGAAAUACGAAGCGUGGGAUGAAACAGAGGAAACUAGAAGACAUAUGUUGAUCAUGGCUGCUCUUGCUGAAUCACAAAGUGAACAUCUUUUGGGUCGAGCUGUUGUUUUAAAAGCCAAAGAAUUGACACAGACAGCUUUAGAUACAUCCCUGGAUCAUUUAGGCACUGUGACCAACUUUAAGAGCGAGACCGGGUUUGGUAUUGAAUGUGAUUUAACGCUACCAAAUCAAGAGAAGCAUCAUCAUGUCGUCAUUGGUAAUCAAGUUUGGUUACAGGAAUACCAUGGUAUUUAUUUGGUAGAUGAACAAAUAAAGACAAUCGAAGGACAAUUCUCGCAAGGUCGUACAUGUAUUUUAGUAAGUCUUGACGGUGUACCUACUGGUUUUGUUUCCAUAUCCGAUGUGAUCAAGCCCGAGGCCAGAUUGGUGAUUGCUACACUUAAAAAAAUGGGAAUUGAUACAGCGAUGGUGACAGGUGACAAUGUUUUGACGGCUAAAUGUAUCGCUGCACAAGUCGGCAUAACCGAAAUUCAUGCUGGUGUAUCUCCCAACGGUAAAACACAAAUUGUCAAAACCAUGCAAUCACAAAUGAGGCCCAAAUCUGGUAUAUUGGGUUAUCGUAUGAGUCCUACUGUGGUGGCAAUGGUAGGUGAUGGUAUCAAUGAUUCUCCGGCGCUGGUAGCAUCCAACUUAGGUAUUGCGCUAUGUAGUGGAACGGAUAUCGCAAUCGAGGCAGCGGAUGUAGUGUUAAUGCGAAAUGAUUUAUGUGACGUUGUGACAGCUCUGAGUUUAUCCAAGAGUAUAUUCAAGAGAAUCAAGAUGAACUUGAUCUGGGCUUGUGUAUAUAACUUUAUUGGCAUUCCAUUGGCGAUGGGAAUAUUUCUACCAUUUGGCUAUCAUUUGCAUCCAAUGAUGGCUGGUAUGGCUAUGGCUGCAAGUUCAACCAGUGUCGUCGUGAGUAGUCUAAUGCUGAAAUGGUUUUGGCGCAAACCAACAAUGUGCGACCAAAAUGAUGAAGAAACUAUAUAUACCAAUCUUUCAUACAAGAUAUCGACCUUUGUUUCCAAAUUAUUUACAAGAAGCGACGGAGGAGGCUCUUAUCAACCACUUACUACUGAGCAGCAAGAGUAUGAUCUAGAAAGCUUAUCUUCUCUGCGAUAAAUUAUCCCCCCUUUUUUCUUCCCCUGAAUCAAAAUAAAAUUAGCCUUCUAAUUCUGUAAUUACAAA
Molecule: messenger RNA, 3765 nt
Organism: Mucor mucedo
Lineage: Eukaryota; Fungi; Mucoromycota; Mucoromycetes; Mucorales; Mucoraceae
Exons: 1
Coding region: 382-3699 (1105 amino acids)
Biological process (GO): copper ion homeostasis; monoatomic cation transport
Cellular component (GO): membrane
Molecular function (GO): P-type divalent copper transporter activity; ATP binding; copper ion binding
Source: RefSeq, a predicted model, not a curated record